AUGUCAACACAAUUACCACGCUUACACUUCGAGACUGCUGGUGCCUCGCAGCUCCUUGGCCGCGCUCGAGCGAUAGACGUACCUAUCCAAGCUCAGACAAUCCCAAGCUUUUCCUCCACAGCACGUACAAGUAUCUCACGGCAGCAGCAAACCGCUGCAAUCCGAGACGAGUUGACAAGCCGAUCCUCUCCAUCUAUCUCCUUCCACCAUUGGGUGCCUCCACAAGUACCAGCCUCUGCGUCGACGGAUAGCCAGGUUCCAUUGAACCGUAAGCGAAAAUCCUCAUACCCUCAUCAUCAUCAAGUACCUCCACCUCGCUCGCUGGAUACGCCUGCAGGAGCAGACCCCAAUGAUGGGAAUGGAUCUAUUGGAGAGACCCAAGGAUCACCAAGAUCUCAACGCCGGCUAGAUUUGAGAGAUCAAUCUAGCUCGUAUGAAUCGGGCGAAGGAGAGUACCCAACGCCCGCUGAGCUCCACACCGGUGCACUGUUAGAUCGCAAAGAACUACAAGGCCGCGAGGAAAUCAAACAAGAGCAAGAACAAGAGCGCACUUCACAUCGAGACACUCAAGAUCAUCCAUUAACUACUUUCAAUAUCGAAAAGAUAUCUUCGCCGGGUGGCGCUGUCUAUUUGGAUAGACCUUAG
Molecule: messenger RNA, 645 nt
Organism: Penicillium maclennaniae
Lineage: Eukaryota; Fungi; Ascomycota; Eurotiomycetes; Eurotiales; Aspergillaceae
Exons: 1
Coding region: 1-645 (214 amino acids)
Source: RefSeq, a predicted model, not a curated record